CUGAAUGCUGGUCUAGUCUAGGGAUUUAAAAGAGGAGACAGAAAAUCUCUGUGUGCUCUCUCUGUCUCUCUCUCUCUCUCUCUCUCCUGCUCUGCGCACAGAACCCCAGUGAGUGAGAAUUUGAAUGCGAAUGUGAUUGCGAAAGCCAAAAGAAAGAACCCUCGAAGCAAAAUCAAAAUCCCCUCCAAAUUUUUUUUCAUCCCGCCCGAAUUCCGCCACAGUAACACCCACACCCACACCCCACAUAGUACAAUUAAAGGGACCACCUUUGCGCCAUUAUAUUAUAUUCAUCAGCUUCUGCUUCUGAAGUUUAUCGUACAAGUCCUGCAUUUGAAACUGAAACCCCACUUUCGGAUUUGUGGCGGAGGCAGAAGGGAAGCGUGGGUGGUGCUUCAUUUGGUUCCCGUGAACGAGAACAUGGAGGCCGGGGUGAAGACCGGCGACGCCCGUGGUGGGGUUGCCUCAAGAACAAGAAGCGGUGGAAGAAGGGCCGACCCGAGACCCCGAAAAAGGGAAAAGCCUCCGAGGCCUAAAUCUGAUGAGGAGCCCGGGUUUCCGGUCCGUUGCCGCGCGAAGCAUUUCGACGAGAAUGGGAAUCCUGUGGAAUCCUUGAUGUGCCAUCAGUGCCAGAGGAAUGAUAAGGGCAGGGUCGUUCGCUGUACAAAGUGCAAAUCAAAGCGAUAUUGCAUACCUUGCAUUACUACUUGGUAUCCCCAAUCGACAGAGGACUCAAUUGCUGAGGCAUGCCCAUUCUGCUGUAAAAACUGCAAUUGUAAAUCAUGCAUGCGAUUAGAUGGGGCACUAAAAAGAACACUGGAGUUAAAUUUGGAAUACAGCGACAAUGAGAAGUUACAGCACUCUCUCCAUAUUCUACGGUUACUUCUUCCUUUCCUGAAACAGUUGAAUCAUGACCAACUGAUGGAGAAAAAGAUGGAGGCAGAAUGCCAAGGCUUGUCUUUAUCAGAUUUAAAGGUUCGGGAAGCACGAUUAGAUAAUAAUGAGCGUGCCUACUGCAACAACUGCAGAACUUCCAUUUUCGAUUACCACAGAAGCUGUCCGAACUGUUCGUAUGAUCUAUGUCUCAUAUGUUGCGAUGAGAUUCGAGAGGGUCGCCUUCAAGGAGGGGAAAAAGAAGUCAUAAUAGAAUACAUAAACAGAGGAUCAGAUUAUCUGCAUGGUGGAGAAGCUAAAGGAGAGAGAAAUGUUUCUCUUAGCUCUGUAAAGAAAGUCAAGUCGGAACCAGAGUGGAAGGCAAAUGAAGAUGGGACUAUUCCUUGCCCCCGGGAACUGAUUGGUGGCUGUGGAGAUGGUCUCCUAGAACUGCGGUGUAUGUUUUCGGACAAUUGGGUCUCGCAACUGGUCAAUAAAGCUGAAGAAUUGAUCAAGUCUUAUCAUUAUACUGAAUCUUUGGAAGCUUCAGGGGAGAAAUGUUCUUGCUUUACCCCUGAUGGAGCAGUUGACCUUACCAGUGGUAACUUAAGGAAAGCAGCCUCUCGUGGGGAUGCUAAUGACAACUACUUAUACUGGCCAAAAGCCCGGGACCUGAAGUUUGAAGAUCUGAGGCAUUUCCAGUGUCACUGGGCCAAGGGUGAACCUGUCAUUGUGAGCAAUGCUCUUGAGACUACUCCAGGCCUGAGCUGGGAACCAAUGGUGAUGUGGCGCGCCUUUCGUCAGAUCUCGAAUGCCAAACAUUUGAGGCAUUUGGAUGUCACAGCAAUUGAUUGCUUGGAUUUGAGUGAGGUAGAUGUGAACAUUCACCAGUUCUUCAAAGGUUACUCAGAGGGUCGAUUUGACAGUAAAAAAUGGCCCCAGAUACUGAAGCUCAAGGAUUGGCCUCCGAAAAAUGAGUUUGAUGAGAAGUUGCCUCGGCAUGGUAUUGAAUUCAUUACUUCCUUGCCUUUCAAGGAAUAUACGCACCUGAAAGAAGGGUUUCUCAAUCUUGCUACGAAGUUGCCUGAAGGGAUUCUAAAGCCUGACUUGGGCCCGAAAACAUAUAUAGCUUAUGGGGUCCAUCCUGAGUUGGGUCGUGGAGAUUCAGUCACAAAGCUUCACUGUGACAUGUCUGAUGCGGUAAAUGUACUGACACAUACAGCGGAAUUGACUCUCUCCCGUGACCACCUCCAUAAAAUGUUGAAAGUGAAAAAGCAGCACAUCAAGCAGGAUGAAAAGGAAAUUUUUGGUAUUGUCUGUGAGAAGAAAAAAGGCACUGAGAAGACGGUGCCUUCAGCAUCUCCAAAUAGCUGUAAGCCCGAGCUUGACUGUCUUGCUACUGACACUGAUGAGAAUAAAAAUCCUUCUUUAGGGGUAGAAAAUGAGAAAUUUGAUGCAUCGACAACCCCGAAUGGAGAGACUCUGGAAAAGACUGCUGAAAAUGCAGAUGGAUCAAAUGGAUUGAUGCACUCAGAUGAAGAAAUUGAGGAGAAAAUUCCGAGAAAGGAGAGGGCUGUCCGCGGCAGGAAGAGGAAGAGGGGGGGAUAUAGUAAAAGUACAAGAAGGUCAAAGAGAUUGGAGACAAAACAGGAAGAGUUGGAUCACCCAUCAGAUAAGAGUGAUUCUGAAUCUUCUCGUGCGGACAAGGAGUUGUCAGGUGAUCAAAAUUGUGAUCUAGAAGAGGAGAUCAAUCUGUACUUCCCAAUGUUGGAGUUUGAGGGGCCAGAGUAUGCAGAGGGAGGUGCACUAUGGGAUAUCUUCAGAAGGGAAGAUGUUCCGAAGUUGGAGGAAUAUCUUGAGAAGCACUUCCAGGAGUUCAGGCACAUCCAUUGCUCACCUCUAACCCAGGUUAUCCAUCCAAUUCAUGACCAGACAUUUUACUUGACAGUGGAGCAUAAGAGGAAGCUCAAAGAGGAAUAUGGAAUCGAGCCAUGGACAUUUGUCCAAAAACUAGGGGAUGCUGUGUUCAUUCCCGCCGGUUGUCCUCAUCAAGUUCGCAAUUUGAAGUCAUGUAUUAAGGUUGCGCUAGACUUUGUCUCACCCGAAAAUGUUAAAGAGUGCCUUCGUCUGACUGAGGAGUUCCGAGUGCUUCCCGAGAAUCACAGGGCUAAGGAAGAUAAAUUGGAGGUGAAGAAGAUGGCCAUUUACGGGAUGAGCAAAGUUGUGGGAGGCCUUGAGCAUUAUCUCAGGGAAGGAACAUUCGAGAAUCAGGGUAGCGACAACAAAGAGAAGAGGACCAAACCGUGACCCACUGUCCAAUCUCGAUCUCUUGUAUAUCGGCCUAACACUUGUCUAGUUAGAUCCCUAGGUCCUCUCUGUACUUUUGUUUUGCUUGACACAAAUCAAGAUUUAGAGAGGAACACUUCGGGUUGAUAUGUAUUAGGAUGUAUUGUACUCAUGAUAAUUGUGUAUUUUGAUAAGGUGAAUUCGGCAUUCAACUGAGCGGGAAUGCUUUUGUAUAUGUAUGAUCGAAACGUUGUUCCACAACUGUAAUAGUGAUAAAUUCCUGUGACAAUCAUCUGCUUUUGCAUGGA
Molecule: messenger RNA, 3464 nt
Organism: Punica granatum (pomegranate)
Lineage: Eukaryota; Viridiplantae; Streptophyta; Magnoliopsida; Myrtales; Lythraceae
Source: RefSeq, a predicted model, not a curated record